Vespula vulgaris is the source of this 2855-nucleotide messenger RNA. It is a transcript of the gene Mccc1, whose product is annotated as methylcrotonoyl-CoA carboxylase subunit alpha, mitochondrial. The record is from RefSeq and is a predicted model, not a curated record. Gene Ontology annotation, molecular function: methylcrotonoyl-CoA carboxylase activity; metal ion binding; ATP binding. The transcript has 10 exons. Bases 108 to 2219 code for a protein of 703 amino acids. Gene Ontology annotation, cellular component: mitochondrion. Lineage: Eukaryota; Metazoa; Arthropoda; Insecta; Hymenoptera; Vespidae.
UAAGCAUUUAUCGUUAUUACGCAAUGAAAGAACUACGAUAAUUAGGAGAUUUCCAAUUAAUAUCCAGUGCGUUCCAUGUUACGCUGCAUUGUAUAGCUACCAAAAUCAUGUAUCACUCUAAAAAACUUCAACUUGUAUUUAAAAAAAAUUUGUUAACCUCGAAGGCGCGUUCGUACUGCGAAACUACGCAACUGGCAAAAAUCGGCAAAAUACUCAUUGCAAAUAGAGGAGAAAUAGCGUGUCGAAUAUCACGGACAGCCAAACGAUUAGGAAUAAAAACUGUAGCGGUGUACAGCGAUGUAGAUAGAAACGCGAUGCACGUGGAUCUUGCCGAUGAAGCAUAUUGUAUCGGACCGGCACAGUCUAGUCAAAGUUACUUGAGACAAGAUAAAAUAAUAUCUGUUGCUAAACGAGCAAAAUGUCAAGCGAUACAUCCUGGGUAUGGUUUCCUUUCUGAAAAUGUAGAAUUUGCAGAACUUUGCCAAAAAGAGAAUAUAAUUUUUAUUGGACCUCCUGCAAAUGCGAUAAGAGAUAUGGGCAUAAAAAAUAAAUCGAAGGAAAUUAUGGCCAAAGCCGGUGUACCAGUCAUACCAGGCUAUCACGGAGACGAUCAAUCCAAUGAAACUUUGUUAUCAGAAGCCAAAAAGAUCGGUUAUCCAUUAAUGAUAAAAGCAAUACGCGGCGGAGGUGGUAAAGGUAUGAGAAUCGUUUUAAAUGAAAAUGAAUUUUUGAAUGCUCUGGAAUCCGCAAGAACUGAAUCACAAAAAGCAUUUGGAGAUUCAGCCGUUCUCUUAGAACGAUACGUUGACAAACCAAGGCACGUGGAAGUACAAAUAUUCGCGGACAAACACGGCAAUGCAGUUUAUUUAUUUGAGAGAGAUUGCUCCAUUCAAAGGAGACAUCAAAAAGUGAUCGAGGAAGCUCCAGCUCCUGGUAUAUCUCAAGAGCUACGAUUGGAAUUAGGCGAAACGGCUGUCCGUGCUGCAAAGGCUGUAGGUUACAUUGGAGCUGGUACUGUAGAAUUUAUAAUGGAUCGAACUAACCAUAAGUUCCAUUUCAUGGAAAUGAAUACGCGUCUCCAGGUAGAACAUCCUGUUACAGAAGUAAUUACAGGAUUAGAUCUUGUGGAGUGGCAAUUAAAAGUAGCCGCUGGUGGGGUGCUUCCUCUCAAACAAGAAAAAAUCCAUCUUCGUGGACAUGCUUUUGAAGCUAGAAUUUAUGCGGAAACUCCAAGAAAUAAUUUUCUACCUGGUGCAGGAAAUCUGUUUUAUUUGAGAACUCCCGAGACAUCGGAAACCGUUAGAGUCGAAACUGGCGUUAAGCAAAAUGACGACGUGCUGGUUCAUUAUGAUCCAAUGAUAGCUAAAUUAGUGGUUUGGGGAUCUGAUAGAAAUGAAGCACUUAGAAUUCUUAGAUCGAAACUUUGCGAAUACAACGUAACCGGACUUGAUACGAAUAUUGAAUUUAUUAAAGAUUUAUGCCUCCAUCCAGAUUUUCAAAACGGAGAAGUUCAUACGGGUUUCAUAGCAGAAAAUAGCAAAAAGUUAUUCCCAGAUUUACGUGUUCCUAACGAGACGUUAAUUCAGGGUGCCAUGGCACUAAUUUUAUACGAGGAAAUGAAUGCCUUAAGUAUAUCUUUAAAAACAAAUAAUCCUUUUAGUCCAUUUGCUACAGAAACUGGACUAAGACUUAAUCAUGUUUUAAAUAGAACAUUCAACUUUUCUGUUGACAAUAAGAAUAUGGAAGUGAAUGUAAAAUAUAUUGAGCCAGAAGUAUUUUCUAUGAGAACCAACAAUAUUGGACCAUGGAGGAGAGUAAUCGGUACAUUGAAAAAAAUAAAUAAUGCGUUAGAAUUAAAUACAGAGAUAGACGGAGUAAUUACGAAAGCAAGGGUUACAAAGCUUGGAAAUAGAUUGCACUUAUUUACUAAUACUCGAGAGUGGCAAUUGAAUAUAGCGAAUCCUAAAUUUCUAUCCGAACUCACGAAGAACGUAGAACUACAACCUUCCGCGGUGGUUAGUCCUAUGUCUGGUAUAAUAGAUAAAGUAUUUGUCAAAAGAGGUGAUAAAAUUGUACAAGGUGAUGCAUUAGUUGUUAUCGUUGCUAUGAAAAUGGAACAUCUAGUUAAAGCACCCGUGGACGGAAUUGUCGAGGACGUUUUCUGUACGGUUGGCGACAAAGUUUCGAAGGACGAAUUGGUCGUGAAACUAUCGGAGUAAAUUGCGCCAAUUUUGAACGUCGGAAUUGCGUCAGCUGAUCGAUGACGUAAUAAUCAGCGAAAAGAUGGAAGUGUGAACGACAUUAACUAGUGGACAACUCGAAUUUCACUGGUUUCCGAAGAAAUUCUGUUGCCUUAAGCUUUUUGUCCAAAAAAUUUCAUCGUUUUGUGGCGCCACUUCCGCCUUGGCAAUGCUACGAGUCGUCGCACACGUGAAUCCUAUAUAGCAAAGUUAAAUGAAGUAGCGGGAACGGAUCUCUGUUGCUUCGAUUAUAUGGUUCAUUUAUUAUUUAUUAUUUAUUUUUGUUAUAAAGUAUUCAUCGGGUUACGUAUAUCUUCUUAUCGUUAAAGAUAUAUUGCUCGUAUAAACUUUGACAUCGUCGUAUUAAGCUCUAAAAUUAAUGCUUUCAAGUGUCGGAACUAAUACAUAUCAGCAAAGGUCACCUUUCUGAUAACAUUAAGCACAUAUUAUUAUUGUUAUGCUCAAGAUGUGUGACUUGUGCAGUUAAAAAGUUAAUCCUUUUAAUUUAAUUCGUAUCCGGAAUGGAUCUGCCGGAAACACAAGUUUGUUACGAUUAUGAUGACAUACCGACUCAAAAGAUCGAACAGCCCGUAGGAAAGGAACAGAAUGUACAGG